AUGAUAAAGCGAACCUCUGAGAAACAAGACAAUGGCGAAAACCAGUUGAAGGUGUUGAAGGGAAAACUUUCUGAAUUGGAAAAAUCUAAUUCUGCAAUACUAAGUAAAUUGAAUGAAAGAGAUAGGUGUGCAAAUUCGGUGAUAAAGCCAACAACUGAUUUUAUCAGAACGUUGGCCAUAUUGAAAGACCAAAGCAGGAAUAGUAAAAGAGACCUCAAAACCUUAAACGAUACCCUAUCUAUUUUAAAUGAUAGAGUAAACGAACUAUCCACAACUGUCAACAGCCGUACACAAAGGAAAGAUCAAAAUGUGGAAAAUAAUCGAAGAACACAAAAGAAAAAUGUAUCAUCCACAACUAAUGAUAGAUCAGAAAAACAAGGAAUACAUUUAGCAGAAUCGAGAUGUGUCUCAUAUACUUGUGCGUCAGAAGUAAAUGAUUCUGAAAGUAAGGACAGCAACUUGAUGAGGAAAAUAGAUACAAAAGACCAACAUAAUGAGCAAAUACCGAAAACACAGAUCUUGACGAACAUUUCUAGAAAGACUUCGAUACCACCCAAGACUGAAGGAAAGCCAACAUUAAAAACAAAUACUUACGGAUUGAGAAGUAGAGCAGUGUCUUCCGACAUUGAUAAUCGUGUUCGUUUGAUGAAAGAUGAAGGCAUUGUUAAAGGUCAACCGAUGUCCAGACCAGCCCCGACAGCCUCCUCUGAUGCUAAUGAAGAAGAAAAGACAGUCAAAGAGAAUCUGCCAACGAGAGACAAUUUGAAGCUUAUUUCAGAUGAAGAACAGACAACAUCAAAGACAAAACAAGCGACAUAUCAUCCACUGGUUAUAAAGAACGAGUAUAAAAAUCUUGCGGGUUUAAACAAGGACCCAAACGCCGCUCCUGACAUCAGGGACCUAAGCAGUUGGAGAACUUUGGCUGAGACAGAGAGACAAAGGGGCCUAUCUUCGAAUUCGUUACCAGUUGGAAAGGGGCCUGAUACUUGUUUGUUGCUAGAUAUAUCUGGUAGUAUGGAAGGAGAAGUGUUUAAUGAGAUGAUGGCAGCAGUUAGAACGUUUAUUGAUGGUAUUGCAGGUGUUGCAGCAGUGCUGGGUAUAGAAGAGAAUAUUGGGAUCGCGACAUUUGGAGCUCAGACUAGAGUUGUACAGCAUAUGACAAAUGACUAUGACAGAGUAAUAAAAACUCUAGAUUUGUUGACGCCAUCCGGGCCUUCUCCAAUGGCAGCUGGUCUUUACAUGGCGUUGGCUUGCUGUCUAGGGCACGAUGGAAAUACGUCAAUGAAGAAUAUAAGGAUAAGAUCCAGGAUUAUUUUAUUCAGUGAUGGUAAAGGUACACCUGACACGAGAGCUUCUGGUGAAGACGACUUUAUCCCAGAAUCAAGUGUAUUGACACACAUGUGGAUAAACGAAACUGCAGCGGACUUGGAGAAGCGUAAAUUUCGAGUGUAUUCGGUGUCUUUGGUGAAUACAAUUCCGGACUUGAUGAUAGAAGUGUGUAAGAAGACACACGGCAAGAUGUACAAAUCUUCAGAAAUCCAUAAGCUAGUCAGGAUGACACAGAAUAUGACACAAGCUGUUGAAAUGAUUGAAAGAGGAGUUAAUUUUGAGGAAGAUGAUAUUUCCUGGAGGAAUAAAUUAGGACUGUCGGAUAACCCACUUUUGAAUCAUUUGGGUUUUAGCGAAGAUUGGGAGGAAAUCACCCAUUUGGGUAAAUUUCUCAGUGACCACGAACCUACGUCAAAUAUUCAUACAGAGUACAAAGACAGUAAUCUACCUCCCCUCGGUGCCAGGGUUAGAAGAGGCCCCGACUGGAGGUGGAAUGAUCAGGAUCAAGGAGGUCCGGGAACUGUAAUAGGGCAUGACGAACAUACCUCUGUUUGGGUUUUGUGGGAUUGUGGACACCGGAACAGCUAUAGAUGCCACCCACUCCUAGGUUACGACGUCUUGUUAGUGGACGAACCGCGGGUGUUGAAAGGAAGCCUAAUCGCUGUCGGCUGUUUAGUUGAGCGAGGUGAUAAUUGGAAGUAUGAAAACCAAGAUGGGGGAAUUGGAAGUGUUGGGGUUGUGAUUUACGUAUACGGAAAUGGAAUAGUUAUUGUCAGAUGGCCAAACAUGAAAAAAGGUCGAUACAAAUUUGGAUGUGAUGGAUUAUUUGAGAUUAAAUUAUGUGAUCCCUUAAAGGUAUACGGAAGUGUUGGUAAAUUAACGACUAACGUUCAGGCAAUCGAAGGUUCACUUGGAGGAGCGGAAGCUAUGUCCAUUAAAGAAACAUUUUCACCCAGUACGUCGGAUUCUAAACCUGCAAAUAGUAGAAAGGAGGAAGAAUAUCAGGUUCAUGGAACCAAAGAACAAAUGAAAGAAAAAGAUCAAAUCCCAUUUUCAGAUUGUGGUUUUGAUAUUAUCUGGGCAUACAAAAAGAAUGGAAGAUGGGUUGAUUUCCCCGAAGAUAUAAAUAAAAAAAUGGAAAAAGCAUAUGGUAGAAAUAUGCAUGGAUCUAUGAUACUGGAAGUCGAUGGAUAUGUAUGGAGAGCUUCCUUUUCCAACAUGAAGAUGGAAUGUCAGAAAACACAUAAUGUGACGGAAAUUUUAAGAAACGAAAUAAUUGAUUGAGGCAGAGAGGAAGGUGGUGGUGAUCAG
This is a messenger RNA of Saccostrea echinata, 2640 nucleotides long. RefSeq lists its product as uncharacterized. The transcript has 21 exons. NCBI's taxonomy places the organism in Eukaryota, Metazoa, Mollusca, Bivalvia, Ostreida, Ostreidae. Bases 1 to 2613 code for a protein of 870 amino acids. Gene Ontology annotation, molecular function: ubiquitin-protein transferase activity; metal ion binding. Gene Ontology annotation, biological process: protein ubiquitination. The record is from RefSeq and is a predicted model, not a curated record. Gene Ontology annotation, cellular component: cytoplasm.